This is a messenger RNA of Toxotes jaculatrix (banded archerfish), 978 nucleotides long. RefSeq names its product MORN repeat containing 5 (gene morn5). The coding region runs from base 233 to 790 and encodes 185 amino acids. The record is from RefSeq and is a predicted model, not a curated record. The transcript is spliced from 5 exons. NCBI's taxonomy places the organism in Eukaryota, Metazoa, Chordata, Actinopteri, Toxotidae.
UAGAACUUAAAGUUUGAUGAAUUCGUUGUUUUGUCAAGUUUUCCCCUGAAAGUGUUUUAAAAGACAAUGACAGCGGUCCGUUGCUCUUUAUGCUGAACGGUUUCACCACGAGCUUCUCAAGCUUUAAAUUUGUUGGUGUUGCCAUGGUAACUUCGCACUUGACUGUUGAGCUAUCUCAUAUCCGCGGUUUGUACCUUAAGUUUGUUUGUUUUGAGCGGACGACGGCAAAUUAAUGGAGUUCACUGGGAGCAGUUACAAAGGAGACACAAAAAAUGGCAGGAUGGAGGGAAAAGGAGAAUACACCUUUCCCACCGAGACCAAGUAUGAGGGAGAGAUGAAAGAUGGGAUGUUCCAUGGCAAAGGAGUGCUACACUUUCCAAAUGGAAGUAAAUAUGAGGCCACUUGGGAAAACGGCUUAGCUAAACAGGGAUCUUUUACCUUUGCUGAUGGUCUGCAGUACAAAGAGAAGGACUGGGACUACUGUGAUGGCUAUGACAGGCGCUUCUACAGUGAGAGGUGCCAUGGGCUCAGACCUGCAGGUGAAUCUCAGCUAACUGAUCUGAAUCCACCACGCGUUAUUCCUGAUCAGUGUUACGAUUGUGGAGAUGGCUUCUAUGACCCCACCACAAGAGUUGUCACUUCCUACACGGGCAGAUUCCUUAGGAAUGCAGAUGACUCGGAACAUGAGUGGAUUGUGCGCACUUGUCGGAAAGCUUGGGAUGAGGUUGUUGGCAUUGCUCCUGAAAUAUCUGCUGCAACCAGACCUGAAGAGUCCAGCAAUAUUAACUGACCCAAACUACACGUAACAUUUUCCUUUUAGUGAUAUUAAAACUAUAGGAAACGUUUUGAUUCUUUGUCUUGUCUUUGAUUUUGUGUAAGACAUAGAACAAGUGAAAAGCAAAACAAUAGGUUCAUAUUGCAUUGUUCACAUUCUUUAUUUUUCUUUUUUUAACCUAGGAGGCGAAACCGCUUCCUUUC